GCGCAUGCGCGGGGGCGGCCCCACCGCCGCCAUCUUGCAGUGGGCAGCAUCCCGCCGGUAGCGGGGCGCGGCCCGGCCGGCCCGGCCAUGGAGCCGAGCGGGGGGCGGAAGGAGCUGAAGCAGCGGCAGCGGGCGGAGAUCUACGCGCUGAACCGCGUGAUGACGGAGCUGGAGCAGCGGCAGUUCGACGCGUUCUGCAAACAGAUGCAGCACGGCGCGGAGUGAGCAGCGUCCCGGGCACAGCCGGACCGACAGCACCGAGCGGCCCGGCCGCACCGCCCGGCCCUUCCCCGGCUCAGUAUUAAUGGCCCGGCCCUGCGGAGCGCCUCGUUGUUGUUGUUGGUUUUGAUUUUUUUCUGCCUUUUUUUUUCUUUUUAACCUUUUUUUUUCUAAAUAAAGCAGUGCUCGUUUCACCCUCCUCCACCUCCUGCUCGCCCUCAGACCUUCCUCUGGAGCAGCCCCGGAGCUGCAGCUCUGCCCGACCCCUCCGGGAUCGCGGGGCUCUGUGCCAGAGCAGCUGCAGGCGGUGGCUGCCAGCUGCACCGAGCCAAUAGCCCCGAGCCAACAGCACUGAUCCAGCAGCACGGAGCCUCCCGCACCACGCAGCCCCUCCCGUUGCCAGCAGUACAGCUCCCUGGGGUUCUUGCCCCGCGAUGGGGUCGUUGUGUCCGUCUGCAGCUGCUGGCGCUGCAGGAUCUCCCUGGAGGUUGGAGCGAUGGAUCUGCUCCGCUUCCUCUGCUGCUCGCUGAGGUCUGACCUUCGUUUCCUCCCCCCACCCACAGCUCCCAGUGCGGGCAGUGCAGUUGUUCUCCAGCUCUUUUAUUUCCAGAGAGUUCGGCCCCAGGGUUUCAGGUUCCAUUUUUCCCUUCCACGUCCCUCUCUCCCUCCCAAACCUCAGCGACCGGGCGCAGAAAGGAAAAAGAAAAAGAACACGCUUCAGAUAUUAUUUCACUAUGGUGGCACUUCAGGAGUAAAUACCGGAGCAUUCCCCGUGCCUCAGGGCUGGGCUCUGCAAGGAAAUGGGGCACCCUCGGGUGUGAUGGAUGACCGUCUCCCAUCCCGCCGUGGGGCACUUGCUGCAGGGGCUGCUUCCUCCUCAUGGCGAGGAUUUGGGGGACAUAAAGCCGCUGCAAUUGUGCCCUCAAUAAAUUACUAUGUACAGUG
Coturnix japonica (Japanese quail) is the source of this 1164-nucleotide messenger RNA. It is a transcript of the gene SVBP, whose product is annotated as small vasohibin binding protein. NCBI's taxonomy places the organism in Eukaryota, Metazoa, Chordata, Aves, Galliformes, Phasianidae. Gene Ontology annotation, biological process: negative regulation of protein ubiquitination; protein secretion. Gene Ontology annotation, cellular component: apical part of cell. The record is from RefSeq and is a predicted model, not a curated record.